Clarias gariepinus (North African catfish) is the source of this 1033-nucleotide messenger RNA. RefSeq lists its product as uncharacterized. Bases 76 to 990 code for a protein of 304 amino acids. The record is from RefSeq and is a predicted model, not a curated record. Gene Ontology annotation, molecular function: S-adenosylmethionine-dependent methyltransferase activity. NCBI's taxonomy places the organism in Eukaryota, Metazoa, Chordata, Actinopteri, Siluriformes, Clariidae. The transcript has 8 exons.
UGUACGGGCUUUUAUUUUAAAACUGCCACUUGGGUUUGGAUUUCAACCACUUAGAGCCGAACAUUGUGGUUGAAAAUGAAUUUCAGCGACGCUAAGAAUAACAUUCUACAAAUCUUGAACAGAACAGACUCUCAGGAUCUUGCUAAACUGAUCAGUUGGAUGAAGCAUUCAGAUGAUCUUGAUAAUUACUUGGGUGACAAUCAGAGAGCUAUACUCCAAAGCAUCGCAGAUGACCUAAGGUGUUGUCUUCCCCUUGAGGCUAUGUUUCCUUCAGAGACCAUGGCCAUUCAGAAGACUCAGCAGAACCCCAAACCAACUGUGCAUGUGGAUGCGUUUUUGUAUGAUGAGGAAACUAUAGAUUGUCUCUGUGAAGAGGGCAAGAUGAGUCGCAAUUUCUGUCUCAGUUGUGGAUCGCAUAAAACGGCUCCUAUGGAGUUCAUCUCACAUUCCUUCUCAAUCUCGGAGCUCCAGUUCCUGUUUUUUCACGUUCUCCCAGACCUGACAGGAAAGCUUGUAGUAGAUGUUGGUUCCAGACUUGGAGCAGUGCUCUAUGGGGGCUACCUCUACAGUGCAGCAGCACAACUUGUUGGAGUAGAAAUAUGUGAAGAGUUUGUCAAGCUUCAGACAAUGACCGUGGAGAAGUAUGGCUUCAGUGACAGAAUUCAGGUGAUUCAUGCAGAUAUAUGCUCUCAGGCAGUGUUAUUGCAAAAUGCAGAUGUUCUAAUAAUGAACAAUGUAUUUGAAUACUUUAUGGAGCCCAAAGACCAGGUAAGAGCUUGGCAGUUCAUUAAACAAAAUUUCCUAAAGCAAGGUGCAUUAUUGGUCACUGUUCCAAGCCUUCAAGAAACUCUCAUGUCACUUCAAGAAACAAAUGGAGCACCAGCAAUUGCCAACUGGAUGCAGGAAGUACCUCUUGAUUACAAUAUUUAUCUACAAAAUGACACAGACACAGAUUCCCUAAAGCAAAUACAUCUGUACACAGUACUUUGAUAUAAACACAGAAAAACACAAAAUAAAUUUUUUUGUAAUAUAA